Messenger RNA from Thecamonas trahens ATCC 50062, 934 nucleotides. RefSeq lists its product as uncharacterized. Bases 126 to 887 code for a protein of 253 amino acids. Lineage: Eukaryota; Apusomonadida; Apusomonadidae. The transcript has a single exon. The record is from RefSeq and is a predicted model, not a curated record.
GGCGGAGGCACGCGAGUGUGACAAAUUGGCGGAGAGGAAGAAACAGCUGAGCCGCUCUUAGCGAGUGACACAAGCCAGGCUGUCCGAGCCACAUCCGCAUACUCGUCUCCAGUCGCAUAUCGAGUAUGCUUGCCACCCGGCGAUGGCGGGGCGUGCCAUGCCCAGACGCUGACAUCUGCGUCCGCCGCCCGCUGUGCCCCUUCCGCCAUGUUCCUGCCGAGUCGUCCGCAAGGAGCAGACCGGGUUCCACGCCGCAACCAACGACGGCAACAGAAUCAGCGACGACGACGCUGGGAAUGGGCGACGCCGCGCCGCCGCCGAUCCGGUAUUCGCUUGCCGAGGAGCGGGCGCGUCUGGCGCAGUCCCGCAAGGCGCGCGAGGCCUCACGAGCUGCCGCUGAGGCAGCCGCGGCGACCGACGAGAGUGGGCGCCGGCAGCGACGGCCGACGCCUCCACGACCACCGUCGCCUCUCAUUGCGGACGCUGCCCCAGCCGGCGAGGGCGAGAAGGCGGCGGCGAAGAUUGCUGCAUUCCUUCCGCCGUCACCCGAGCCGGAAGGCGACGAUAGCGCUGCGCCGCAGCCGGCGCUGUCCCCCGAGCCUGAGCCGGUGCUCUUCAAGCCGGACGCGCGAGUCAUCGCGUGCAAGUAUCCACGGGCACUGCGGGAAAAGUAUGUUCGGCUGCUGUUUGAGGCGCUGAUGGGCCAAAUGGCGGACGCGGUGGCAGGCCUCGACUCGGAUAGGGCCAAGAGAGUCCGCGCCAAGCGGUUUGCGGCGCAGCAGGCGCUGGACAUCGAGCGUGCUGCCUACGACGGAUCGGUGAGCAAGAACAACUACAAAUCGCUCUGUACCACCCGCAUCCUCUUCAUUCGCAACCCGCUACGCUAGCAGCCAGUCGUGUCCUGCUCUGCACACAGGUAAAGGCGUGUGUGUUA